Calidris pugnax (ruff) is the source of this 492-nucleotide messenger RNA. Its product is annotated as cbp/p300-interacting transactivator 1-like. The transcript has a single exon. NCBI's taxonomy places the organism in Eukaryota, Metazoa, Chordata, Aves, Charadriiformes, Scolopacidae. Gene Ontology annotation, biological process: regulation of DNA-templated transcription. The record is from RefSeq and is a predicted model, not a curated record. Gene Ontology annotation, cellular component: nucleus. The coding region runs from base 1 to 492 and encodes 163 amino acids.
AUGGGGAGGAAACCGAGGGACCCAGCCUGGAAGGGGGGAACACGGGGGUUCGGCCUGGGACAGGUCUCCCCCCCGGGCAACCAAGGACCGCGAGGGGGCGGCGACCUUGCGCUACCCCGCCGGUACCGGGGCCGGCAAACUGCCGGCCUCCGCGGGGGGGGGCUCCGUUGGCCCCCGUCGCCCCCUGGGCUCUGCGGGCGGGUCCCCACCUCCUGGUCAGUGUGCACCUCCAGAAACGCAUCGGGCCGCGGGGGGGGAGGGUCCGGUGGCCCCCGAGCCCGGCUAGCCACCCAGCCGUGGCUCGGCGACGCAGCUGUGGGGCGCGGGGAGUCAGCCGCCGGCACCGGCAUCGUCGACUCGGACCCUCUGUACGAGGCGGUGCUGAGGACGCUGGUGCUGGAGCUUGGCCUCGACGCGGCGGACGAGCUGCCAGAGCUCUGGCUCGGCCAGCACGAGUUCGACUUGCCCGCGGACCUGCCGGCCGUCUGCUGA